AAGUGAGCGGAAGUGAUCCGCUUGCAUGGAGAGUUUUACAACUGCCGCAUCCGAGUUCAUUUCUGUCUUGUUUACUUGUUUUUGGUAAAACAAACAUUCUUUUUAGAAGUAAAUAGGAUUUGUAUUUCUCUGAGAACUCGCCGACGUUCUUCAAAAGAUUCUUGAAUUUACGUAUAUUUACGAGCUGAGUGGCAUAAAAACUACGUUUAGUUGUUUGUCUGAAUGGCCACAGCAUCCGAGGAGCCUCCAGGUAUUCAGGAUGCAUCUGGAAACCGUAAAAAUGUCCCCUCAGAGGGUCAGAGCAUCGGCAUGUCUCAGGCCAUGAAAAAAACCAUUGGCCAUCGUGGAAUUGACCCCACAGGAGAGACAACAUACAAAAAGACAAGAUCUUCUGCCCUGAAAGGUGCGAUCCAGCUGGGCAUCACUCACACGGUGGGCAGCUUGAGCCAAAAACCUGAACGAGAUGUGUUGCUGCAGGACUUUGAGGUGGUGGAGAGCAUCUUCUUUCCCAACGAGGGCAGUAACCUGACACCCGCCCACCACUAUGGAGACUUCAGAUUCAAAACCUACGCGCCUGUGGCCUUUCGUUACUUCAGAGAGUUGUUUGGCAUCCGCCCCGAUGACUACAUGUAUUCGCUGUGUAACGAGUCACUGAUUGAGCUCUCAAGCUCCGGGGCCAGCGGGUCUCUGUUUUACCUCUCUAGUGAUGACGAGUUCAUCAUUAAAACGGUGCAGCACAAAGAGGCGGAGUUUUUACAAAAACUUCUGCCGGGGUACUUUAUGAACCUGAACCAGAACAGGAGGACCUUACUGCCAAAGUUUUACGGGCUGUACUGCGUCCAGGCAGCCGGUAAAAAUAUUCGAAUCGUUGUCAUGAACAAUCUGCUGCCCAGCCCCGUGCAAAUGCACCAGAAGUUUGAUCUGAAAGGCUCCACGUAUAAACGACGAGCUUCGCCCAAGGAGAAGGAAAAGGCUGUGCCCACCUACAAGGACCUGGACUUUAUUCAGGACAUGCAGGAAGGAAUUUUGCUGGAGGGAGACAAGUACAGCGCUGUUUGUAAAACCAUCCAGAGAGACUGUUUGCUCCUUCAGAGUUUCAAGAUAAUGGACUACAGCCUCCUGGUGGGAAUCCAUAAUGUGGAUCAGGCCUGUCGAGCACAGGCUAGUGAAGAAGCCGAAGCUACAAGGAGGCCUCAGGUUCAAAAGUCCCUGUUCAGCACGGCUAUCGAGGCCAUCCAGGCUGAGUCAGGAGGAGUGGGAUCUAUGGAUCCAGAGGACCAGACUGGGGGAAUUCCGGCACGGAACGCAAAAGGCGAGAGGCUGCUGGUGUACAUGGGUAUUAUCGACAUUCUGCAGUCUUAUAGGUUUGUAAAGAAGCUUGAACAUUCCUGGAAAGCCCUGGUGCAUGAUGGGGACACCGUGUCGGUGCACAGACCCAGUUUCUAUGCAGAUAGAUUUCAGAAGUUCAUGUGCUCCACAGUCUUCAGAAAAAUGCCCACAAAAACCUCCCCGACUAAGAAGCGCAGAGCCAAUGGUCUGUUGAGAAAAACGCCCAGCUCUGGGCUGACCCAAACUGACACCAGCAACCAGAUGUUUCCACUCCAACAUCUGUUCAGCUCAGACACCGUAGAGGAUGCGGAGGUAAACAAAGUAAUGCAGUCAGGUCGACCUGACAUCCUCCCACUGAUGCCAUCGCCUUGCAACACCGAGGACGACACUCCAGGAUCCUCCGCUUCUUCCUCCCAGGUCAACUCAGGAUUCACUCCCACAACUCAUCCUCCAUCUAGCCCUGAGGAGGCUUCAGUGGGAGUGGGUGGAAAUCAGGCAACACUCAGAGAGCUGGAGCAGAGCACCCCCGAGAGAGCUCAGUCUGCUCUUGAUGAAAGCAUCAGUGCCAAGGAUCUCCCUUAGCGACGUGAUUUCUCAUGUAAGCAAAAGAUCUGCACGUAGACCACAGGCUCCCCCCUGACUCUGCUGUUUUUUAUAAGCAGACCUGUUUGGUUUGCAGGUGUAGAUGUGGAAAAGUGAACUGAACUCGUAGGCUUAAAUGACAGCCUUUGUGUUAUUUGAGGUACCAUGACCAAUAACGUCUUGUAGGAUAUCAGUGAUAACAGGUGGGGUGUUAUAUAUUUGCUCCUGUUCUUUGCACUUUUGAUUAUUUCCAAACAAGUGUGUUUUGACACUGUUAAAUGUGAGUACGUUGUUGAGGUGGGUGGUAAACACUACCGUUCAUUCUAUAGGAGUGCCUGUAUUCACAACUAUGUUCAUUAUUACGGUUCUCUGCUCUGAUGUGAUCAUUUAAAGCAGUUUCACGCGGGGGCUUCGCCUUGUUUGCGUGUAGAAAUUGUAAUUAAUUUUCUUGUUUUUGUCCAGUUUCGGACACGGUUCCUUUUUGCGUUUACUACAUUACUGUUGCACAUUUUCUUUGAAACUUUAUUCAUCACCAUUAUACUGUUUGUAAAAUAUUGGUGCAUAUGGAUUCUUGGCUGUUUGUUUAUAUUAUCGAAUUGAACAUUCCAUCACUGCCAUCUGGUCCAGAAUGGAUCAAAAUUGGACUAAAGGACAGAAAUCAGGAAUGUUUUAUGUAUGUAUGUGUGUGUGUAAAAUAACUGUAGUAGGGAGGGAGUGAGGAUGAUGCCUCAAAAAUGCUUCUUAUUUCUUAAAAGCGGUCAUUUUUUAAAUCUUUUCAAACUAGAAAGUGUCAAGCUGCCACCUAGUGGCCAUGGGCGACAUUGCAGGUUCUUCCACUGGCUUCUGAUGCAAGAUGACUACAUCUAUCUUUUAUGUAGAGUUUAUACACUUUAAUGUUGUUUUCCUUUUAUGUUUAAUUAUUAAACAGUCUUUUAAAAAUAGGGGUUGGUGUUCAAGAAAUUACUAUUUGUUUUUGAUACAACGCUGUAAUGUGAUUUUUCUAUGAUUGCCAGAAAUGUCCACAAUGCUGGAAAAAAGAUGGGACUUUGAUUUUUAUUUGACCACAUUUACUAAUGGACCUUUACUGCUUUAGCUACUGUGAAUUCUAACGUCUAAUGCUAAGAACAAAGCAAUAUUUUAAAAGAAAGUUUGUUUGUUUUUAUACCUCUAUGAUCAAAUGUGGCUUGCAGGUGGCGAUUAAGCACCACAACAAAGAAUAAACGAGGUGCAUUUGACGAAAUAAGACUACUGAGUUUGUUAGCAGUGUUAAGACUUAAUCUAGUCUUUUUUGCCUGAUGAGGACGUUUAAACUAGGCGUUGAUCAAACCUACAAGGAGGAGUUUGUGUGACGACGAGUACCAAAGAGCAUGAAAUGACGUUGUAGCAGGCUGGCACAAUCAAUUUUCAUUAUUAUUAUUGAUUCUAACAAGGAUCUGAUGUGGUUGGUAUUACGUACUUCAUCUGAUUGUAUACUUGGCAUUACACAAAGUUAUGGAUGGAGUUUGAUAAUGAUCCAGAUUCAAAUCACUUUUUCUUUCUUUUAUUCUUUUUUUAAUCUGUCUUUUGCAGAAGCAUGCAGCUAUAAACACCACUUGUUUAUGAUAUUUGAAAUAAUGUUUGCAGUCUAAUCAACUUCUUAUGUCUGUGAAAUAUCAUUUCUAAUUAAAAUGUAUUGUCACAGGA
Molecule: messenger RNA, 3594 nt
Organism: Nothobranchius furzeri (turquoise killifish)
Lineage: Eukaryota; Metazoa; Chordata; Actinopteri; Cyprinodontiformes; Nothobranchiidae
Product: phosphatidylinositol 4-phosphate 5-kinase type-1 alpha
Biological process (GO): phosphatidylinositol phosphate biosynthetic process
Cellular component (GO): plasma membrane
Molecular function (GO): 1-phosphatidylinositol-4-phosphate 5-kinase activity
Source: RefSeq, a predicted model, not a curated record